UUAAGAGAUAUGGCUUUUGAGUACUGUGGUAGAAUAGCAUUUCAUUUGUGCUAUAUGUGGCUUCUGCUCUCUUCCAUGAUGCUCAGAAAUGUAGAUGGGAAUGGAUGGAAGAAGCAACUCCCAAAGCCAUGUACGAAUUUGGUGUUGUACUUUCAUGAUAUAAUCUACAAUGGCAAAAAUGCUAAGAAUGCAACUUCUGCGAUCGUUGCAGCCCCUCAGUGGGGCAAUCUUACUUCUUUUUCCGAUCCUUUCAAUUUUGGAGAUGUGGUUGUGUUUGACGAUCCUAUCACUCUUGACAAUAAUCUUCACUCUCCUCCAGUGGGUAGAGCUCAGGGGUUUUAUAUCUAUGACAUGAAGAAUACUUUCAGUGCCUGGCUUGGGUUCACAUUUGUGCUGAACUCGACAGAUUAUAAGGGCACCAUUACUUUCAAUGGAGCAGACCCCAUUUUGGUUAAGUACAGAGAUAUUUCUGUUGUUGGUGGAACGGGUGAUUUCUUAAUGGCCAGAGGAAUUGCAACUAUUGACACGGAUGCCUACGAGGGAGACGUUUAUUUCCGCGUCAGGGUUAACAUCACACUCUAUGAGUGUUACUGAUA
This is a messenger RNA of Cryptomeria japonica (Japanese cedar), 596 nucleotides long. Its product is annotated as disease resistance response protein 206-like. The transcript has a single exon. Bases 10 to 594 code for a protein of 194 amino acids. NCBI's taxonomy places the organism in Eukaryota, Viridiplantae, Streptophyta, Pinopsida, Cupressales, Cupressaceae. The record is from RefSeq and is a predicted model, not a curated record.